AUGUUGAAGCCCUUCACUUCCCACCACAUGCCUAUGACUAUUAGGGUCGGGUUUAUCCCGGCUAAUAGGAGUUUACUCCUCAAGUUUGAGUUCCGAGAGUUGUGCAUCGAUGAGUGUAAAGUGAUUGAAGCUUAUAAAUUAUGUUCUUUUUCUGCAGACACGUUUAGGAAAAGGAUUGAACCUAUUAAAGAGAAAAUUCCGAAACAUGUCCUAGAAGUCAUAGAAGAAGAGCUUGCGAACCUUGAUAGGAAAGAAUACGGUCUUGGUAGCACCAGUAGUAUCUAUAGCUACCUUGAUUGGUUGACUGCGUUGCCUUGGGGAAAAUGCAGUGAUGAGAACUUUGAUGUCCUACGGGCAGAAAAGAUUCUUGACGAGGAUCACUACGGAUUACGUGUUGUAAAAGAAAGAAUACUAGAGUUUAUUGCUGUUGGAAAUCUUACAGGCAAUCCAGAGGGGAAGAUCAUUUGUCUCUCUGGCCCUCCUGGGGUAGGAAAAACUAGUAUUGCUCGUUCUGUCGCACGUGCUCUUGGCCGCAAGUUCUUUCGGCUAGCUGUUGGAGGAGUAUCUGAUAGUUCCGAGAUCAAGGGGGACCGUAGAGUAUACAUUGCUGCCACGCCCGGAAAGAUGGUGCAAUGUCUAAAGAAAGUUGGAACAGAGAAUCCUCUUGUUCUGCUCGAUGAGAUUGAUAAGCUUGGAAAGAGUCGUAGAGAUCCAGAGGGUGCGUUCUUGGAGCUUCUUGACCCAGAGCAAAAUGCACAUUUUCUAGAUCACUUUCUUGAUGUUCCUAUCGACUUAUCAAAGGUUUUGUUUGUAUGCACAGCAAACAAUAUAGAUAGGCUUCCAGGUCCUCUACUAGACAGGAUGGAGGUUAUAGAACUCGCAGGGUACACUGCCGAUGAGAAAAUGCAUAUUGCUAGAGACUAUUUGGUGAAAACUGUACAAAGAAAAUGUGGCAUGAAGCCUGAACAAGUUGAUGUGAGCGAGGCGGCUCUUCUUUCCUUGAUAGAAAACUACUGCAGAGAAGCAGGAGUUCGAAAUCUCCAGAAGCAUAUUGAAAAGAUUUUUCGUAAGAUUGCUCUUAAACUUGUACGCCAACAAGCAUCCGCCAAAGCGGUUUUGGACGAUUUUAUGUCCUCUGGUGAAGGAUCCAUUGAGAUGCUACAUGAAUAUUUACGAUUAAAGGAAUUAGAAUACGCACUUGGUGGGGGUCCAAUGAUGGAGAAGAGCAGAGCGGUAGCUGAAAAGUUUACUAUUGAUGAAUCAAACCUUGCAGAUUAUCUAGGCAAACCGGUUUUCGAACGAGGGAAGCUGUAUGAGCAGACGCCAGUCGGCGUGGUAAUGGGUCUAGCGUGGACAUCCAUGGGCGGCUCAACGUUGUACAUUGAGACAACCUUUGUAGAAGAAGGCAAAGGUGGUCUUCACAUAACGGGUCACCUUGGGAGAGUGAUGAAAGAAAGCGCAGAGAUAGCUCACACAGUUGCCAGAAGAAUAAUGUUUGAUAAAGAUCCCAAGAACCUCUUCUUUGCAAACUCCAAGCUUCAUUUACAUGUUCCUGAAGGAGCCACGCCAAAAGACGGUCCAAGCGCAGGCUGCACAAUGAUCACAUCUUUGCUGUCACUUGCCAUGAAGAAGCCUGUGAGGAAGGAUCUUGCAAUGACCGGUGAAGUCACCCUGACCGGUAGGAUUCUUCCAAUUGGCGGCCUUAAGGAGAAGACUAUGGCUGCAAGGCAGAGUCAAGUGAAGGUGAUAAUAUUCCCAGAGGCUAACCGGAGAGAUUUUGAGGGUCUUGAGGAAAGCGUUAAAGAAGGGCUCGAUGUUCAUUUUGUCGAUGAAUAUGAGCAGAUCUUCGAGCUAGCCUUUGGCUAUGACCAUUAG
This is a messenger RNA of Brassica oleracea var. oleracea, 1875 nucleotides long. Its product is annotated as lon protease homolog 4, chloroplastic/mitochondrial-like. Lineage: Eukaryota; Viridiplantae; Streptophyta; Magnoliopsida; Brassicales; Brassicaceae. The transcript has 9 exons. Gene Ontology annotation, molecular function: serine-type endopeptidase activity; ATP hydrolysis activity; ATP-dependent peptidase activity. The record is from RefSeq and is a predicted model, not a curated record. Bases 1 to 1875 code for a protein of 624 amino acids. Gene Ontology annotation, biological process: chaperone-mediated protein complex assembly; protein catabolic process; proteolysis. Gene Ontology annotation, cellular component: mitochondrial matrix.